This is a messenger RNA of Daucus carota subsp. sativus, 5967 nucleotides long. Its product is annotated as disease resistance protein RPV1-like. The transcript is spliced from 7 exons. The record is from RefSeq and is a predicted model, not a curated record. Gene Ontology annotation, molecular function: ADP binding. NCBI's taxonomy places the organism in Eukaryota, Viridiplantae, Streptophyta, Magnoliopsida, Apiales, Apiaceae. Gene Ontology annotation, biological process: signal transduction; defense response. The coding region runs from base 907 to 5865 and encodes 1652 amino acids.
AGGUUGAAGUCUAUCUUCUUAAUAGUUCUUUUGAAAAAUCACAUAUGCAGGUGCGAGAAUAAAAGAACUACCUAUUUGAGCAUGAAGUUUAGCCGCUUCAAGAAGCUUGGACUUGGCUUUGAUAUGCUUAAGAAGGAUUGGGACACAAGGCUAGUAAAAUAUAGUGUCAAGUAAGAAAAUUUGAGAAUGUAAAGUUAUGUGUAUAUUAUCUUCAUGUAUUCAUUAUGAAUAGUAGAGGUUCAAUCCAUAGUGAUACCUUGAUAUUCGAAUAUUUGAAAUGUGUAAUAUACUAAUGUGAAAUUCAAUCGUCAUGAUAUUUCAUUUAUGCAUAACUUUGUUAUUUGUUGUGAUUUUGUUUAGUUGAUUAUGGAUUACACUAAAAUGGGGGAGGAUUGUUGGUUAUUUUAGUGUAAUUGAAUUAACUAGUUGAUCAAUGUAAUCAUAAUAUUAUAUCGAACCAGUCAGGAGAGUACGGAGUGUAUGCUUAGUUUGAGUUUAUUAUGAUUAUUAGUGCUUAUGAGGCAUGUUCAUUGGCAUUAGACACAUCUAUUGGAAAAGAAGUGUCUAUUGGCAUUAGAUUUGUCCAUUGACAUUAGACACAUCUAUUGGGAUAAGAUGUGGCUAUUGUCAUUAGACAAGUCUAUUUGGAUUAAAGAUGUGUCUAUUGUCAAAAGACACAUCUAUUGACAUCUAUAUAUAGAUGUUGCAUUGAUCAUUUCAAGUACAUGGUUCAUUUGAAAUACACAACAAAACACAUUCUCUCUUCUUGCAGAAUUUCUGACUUUAUCCGAUUGAAUUAUUUGGUGAACCACAAAUAACUUCAAUCUGAAAGUGUUCACACGACUUCAGAAAAAUCCAAGUUACCACCAAAUUUCUACAACAGCUAAAAGGUGCCAUCCUCCGUCUAUGGACAUUGCAGAUGAUCAGUUUGCUGCAAUACCAUAUUUUUCUGUUCCUACGUGUUCUACACCUUGCUGGAACGUGUUCUUGAGCUUUUAUGGUAAGGACAGUCGAAGUAGCUUUACUUCACAUCUUUAUUCUGCUCUGGAUCAAGCUGGAAUUCAGACCUUUAUGGAUGAGCCAGAACUCAGAAAAGGUGAAGAAAUUUCACAGGGACUGCUUAAUGCAAUUCAUGGUUCAAAGAUAUCUGUCAUAAUUCUGUCAGAGAAUUACGCUUAUUCAAAAUGGUGCCUAAAUGAGCUCGUAGAGAUCCUCAGUUGCAAGAAAACAAAUGGUCAUGUGGUAAUUCCCAUAUUUUACUACGUUGAUCCAUCAGAUGUACGACAUCACAGAGGAAGUUUCGGGAAAGCUCUUAAAGAUCAAAAGAAGCGUCACUCUGAGGUAACACUGGAGAAGUGGAAAUCUGCUCUUGCUGAAAUCGGGAAGCUAAAAGGAUACCAUCUCCAAAAAGAUGCAGAUAAGAAUGAAUCAAACAUCAUUCAAGAAAUUUUGGAGAAUGUGGUGCCACAAGCAUGUAGAAAAAUAUUACUCCUUGAGGAGUAUCUAUUUGGAAUCGACUCUGUUGUUGAAGAUAUAUAUCAGAAACUGAGCAUGGAGUCAAGUGAUGUCCGUGCCAUUGGGAUCUGUGGGAUGGGCGGAAUUGGAAAGACUACAACUGCCAAAGCUUUCUACAACAAAUAUUCCAAAGAAUUCCACAUCACCUGCUUCAUUGAAAACGGAAGACAAUAUUCACAAGAAAGUAGUCCUCUACUCGCGCUACUUAAUCAGCUCUUGAUUGAGCUUCUCAGAGUGAAGGAUUAUAAGGUCCUAGAUGUUGAAACUGGAAUAAAAAAAUUAAAACAAAUCCUUUGUUCUAAGAAAGCUCUAAUUGUUCUGGAUGAUUUGUACCAACCAAUCUAUUCAGAAUUUCUCACAAGGCUUUGUGACUUGUUUUCUGCUGGAAGUAGAAUCGUCGUUACAACAAGAGAUGCAAACCUCCUGCAUCAAUUAAAGGUAGAUAUAUCAGAAGUAGAUAUAUACAUGAUGAAGGAACUGGGAUAUCCUGAUUCAUUGGAUCUCUUCAGUUAUCAUGCUUUUCGGAAACCAACACCACCAGAAAAUUUUAGAGAACUCACGGUCAGCUUCGUGACCUAUGCUGGAGGUCUUCCAUUAGCUCUCAAGGUGUUGGGCUCAUCUUUGCGCGGUAGGACUCAGAUGUCGUUCUGGAAAGCUAAACUUGAAAAACUUCAGAAAAUUCCCAAGAAAGAGAUACAGAAAAUCCUUCAACUGAGCUACGAUGAAUUAGAUGAUGAGACAUUAAAGGCAAUUUUCCUUUAUAUCACGUUCUUCUUCAUUGGAAAGGACAAAGAUGAGGCUAUUCAAAUUUUCCAAUCUUGUGAUUUCUUUCCGGAUGCUGGAAUACCAAUUUUAGUGGAAAGGUGCCUACUAACAAUCGGUAUGAAUAAUAAGUUUCAGAUGCAUAAUCUUAUACAGGACAUGGGAACAGAAAUUGGGAAGAGCAGAGGCUUGUUCUGGAGAGGAGCACCAAAGGAUAUGCAAAACGUCGAGGGAGCAUACAGAACUGAAGGUCUUAUAUUAGACUUAACCAUGUCCGCGGAAAAACAUGUUGAUGCAAAAAUAUUUGAACAGUUCUCCAACUUGAGGUUGCUUGAAAUAAUUGGUGCACAUGACAUCAAGGGAAAUUUAAAAGAUUUAUUUCAUGAGCUAAGGGUCAUUCGGUGGCAUGGUUGCUCCUGGACUUAUUUACCUCCUAGUUUUCGUCCACAAAACCUCGUCUCUCUUGACAUGUCAAUGAGCAACCUGGAGAAAUUUUGGAAGAGUCCCACGGUCACGCCUCUUAAACAACUUGCUAAUUUGACCCAUAUGAAUUUGGCUGGUUGCGUUAAUUUGAAACAAUUGCCAGAGCAAUUGGGUGACAUAAAAGGCUUAAAGAUGAUUGAUGCAAGUUUCAGCGCAAUUGAGGAACUGCCAGAUUCAAUUACUCACUUGAAGAAAUUGGUUAAGCUGAACUUGAACGGAUGCAAGAAGCUUAGAGUAUUACCUAAACAAUUUGGUAAUAUUGAAGGCUUAAGGACAUUUGAUGCAACUGAUAGUGCGAUUAGGCAACUGCCAGACUCGUUUGUAGACCUGAUAAAUUUGGUUGAUUUGCAAUUGUCGUAUUGCAAGAAGCUUAAAAAGUUGCCAGAGCAGUUUGGGAACAUGGUAGGUUUAAGGACGUUUGAUGCAGGUGAAAGCGCAAUUGAACAACUGCCUGAAUCUUUUGGAUGCUUGAAAAAUUUGGAUUAUCUGAGGUUGUUCUAUUGCAAAAACCUUACCAGCCUUCCAAAUAGCAUAUGCAUGCUGAAGCUUCUCCGAGUACUAGAUGUAGACGCCUGUUUAAAGCUGGAGCGAUUGCCUGAGCAAUUGGGGAUGAUGCAAUGCUUAAAAGAGCUUAGGGCUUCUGAUACAGCAAUUGAAGAAUUACCAGACUCUAUUGGACUACUGAGUAAAUUACAAGUUCUGUCUGCAGUGAACUAUAAGCUUAAAUAUGUGCGCAAUAACAUAUGGAAUCUCACGUCACUUACAGAACUGAGACUUUUUCAAAAUGGCAUCUACAAAAUUGAUUUGCCUGAGAGGGUAGAAAAUAUGAAGCUGGAAGAUUUGAUUCUGAGAUGUAAUAUAAGCUUAUGGAUGCCUAUGAUCCAAAGUUUCUCUUCCCUAAAGUACUUAUUCAUUGUUGAUGAUGGCAGAAAUGUCUCUCCAACCAGACACUUAAGCCUUUCUAAGCUUCACAACCUCCAAUAUCUGACACUGGCCAACUGUACAAGUCUCGGCUCCUCCUUCCCGGAACUUCCUCUGAAUCUAAUGCUCUUGAAUAUAUGUGGCCAUACAGCAUUGGAACAGCUCCCGGAUAUGUCCUACUUGAAAGAGCUGAUAAUUUUAAAUAUACAUGGAUGUAACAACCUUCGAUCACUUCCACCACUUCCUCCUCAUCUGAAACUAAUUGAAGUUAGUAAAUGCAAAAGGCUGGAAGAGCUUCCAGAUCUAUCAAUGCUGAAGGAACUGGAAAGUUUGAGUUUUAGCAGGUGCAACAAUCUGAAAGUUAUUGAUUUGACAGGGACCUCCCUAAUUAUGGUAGAACAACACAACUCCUUUUCAUUUACGGCUAUUCUACCAAACAGCGAGUUUGCAAAAUGGUUAUGCUCCAGAGCCAGUAACACUGGGCGUACUCUGUAUACUAUCUAUGAUAUUUAUAUACAUUUUAAUGUCUGGAUGUUAUAUAUUAUGCUCAAAAGAUGGGAUUCUAGUCUUUACCACAUCUCAAAAACAAUUGAAGCCUGGGGAAAUUGCCUGAUGGGAAGAUGCUACGUCUUUUUGACCGGCUUCAUUUCCGGACAAAAUAAAAACCACACUAAAUCUUUGCACAUUCUCACCAUCAUUCCCGAAAUUUCUUACUAUCAAAUUUACAUGGCUAGCACAAGUAAUAAAUCAGCAGUCACUUGUUCUUCAUCUCCUCCUAGCUGGGAUGUCUUCUUGAGCUUUUAUGGUAAAGAUACUCGCAGAAACUUUAUUUCCAAUCUUUACUUCUCCCUGGAUCAAGCUGAAGUUAUAACCUUCAAAGAUGAUCCUGAACUUGAGAAGGGAGAAGAAAUUUCACGCGGACUACUUAAGGCAAUCCAUGGUUCAAAGAUGUUUGUCGUCGUUCUGUCAGAGAACUAUGCUCGUUCACCAUGGUGCCUUGAUGAGCUUGUGGAGAUCCUUGAUUGCAAGAGGAACCAGAAUCGGGUUGUUCCUGUAUUUUACUACGUUGAUCCAUCAGAUCUUCGGUACCAGAAAGGGAGUUUUGGAGAAGCUCUUAAUUAUCAUAUGAAACGGUACUCUGUUGAUAUUAUAGAGAAAUGGAAAUCUGCUCUUGCUGAAAUCGGCCAGCUGUCAGGGUACCAUCUCAAAAAGGAUUCAGAUGGGAACGAAUCAAAAACCAUUCAAGAAAUUGUGGAGAAUGUCGCACGACAUACAUGUAAAAAGGAAUCACAUCUUGUAGAAUAUCUAGUCGGGAUAAAUCCUGCUGUGGAAGAGAUAUAUGGAAAACUAAGUAUGGAGUCAAAUGAUGUCCGUGCCAUUGGGAUUUGUGGCAUUCGCGGAAUAGGGAAAACUACAAUUGCCAAAGCUUUCUACGACAAAUAUUCCCAAAAAUUUCAUAUCAGUUGCUUCAUUGAAAAUCAAAAAGAACAAUCGGAAGAAGACAUUCCUCUGCUCCCUGUACUUAAUCAACUCUUGAUUAAGCUUCUCCGGAGAAAGGACUAUACAGUCCACAACGUUGAAAGUGGAAUGAGAAAAUUAGAACAAACCCUUUGUUCUAAGAAAGCUCUCAUUGUUCUGGAUGGUUUCCACCAAUCAGUCUACUCAGGAUUGUUUCCAAGGCUUCACAGUUUUUUCUUCGCAGGAAGCAGAGUUAUUAUUACAACUAGAGAUGCAAACCUGCUAAAAAAAUCAAAGGUAGAUUUAGCAGAAGCUGAUAUUUACAUGGUGAAGCCAUUGGACAAAAUAACUUCAUUGGAGCUCUUUAGCUAUCACGCCUUCAGAAAUCCGACUCCGCCUGAAAGUUUUAGAGAGCUCACCAAAAGCUUUGCAACUUAUGCCCGAGGUGUUCCAUUAGCUCUCGAAGUAUUGGGUUCAUCUUUGCGCAGUAGGACUGAUGUGUCAUUCUGGAAAGCUAAACAUAAAGAACUACAAAAUGUCCUUCAUCUAAAUUACGAUGAUUCAGAUUGUGAAACGGAGAGCCUGGCAAUGGUCCUUGAUUUUGCAUUCUUCUUUAUCGGAAAGGUCAUGAAGGUGGACUUUCCUACAUUUAGUUCUUAUGAUAUUUUCCUGAAUUGGGAUACAAAGAUUAAUAGAAAGAUGUUUACUAAGUAUCGACAGAGAUAGUGGGUGUUUGUUUACGAAUUAUAAGUCCAGCUUCUGGAUUAUAAAUUAGGAGCACUAAGCAUUUAUAAAAAAGUUAGGAAUGCUAGCUUUUGUUUUAGCGCU